Messenger RNA from Protopterus annectens (West African lungfish), 2524 nucleotides. RefSeq names its product RP2 activator of ARL3 GTPase (gene RP2). Lineage: Eukaryota; Metazoa; Chordata; Ceratodontiformes; Protopteridae. Gene Ontology annotation, biological process: post-Golgi vesicle-mediated transport. The coding region runs from base 186 to 1253 and encodes 355 amino acids. Gene Ontology annotation, molecular function: GTPase activator activity. The record is from RefSeq and is a predicted model, not a curated record. The transcript has 5 exons. Gene Ontology annotation, cellular component: periciliary membrane compartment; cilium.
AGCGUUAUACCAGGCGUGCAUUAGCAACAGUAGUAGGUGGGGCAACAGGAAGAGAGCUUGCCGUUUAGGGCUAAAGAAAGUGGGAGGUGGGUUUACUAAGUCACCGUGAAAGCUGUUUAUAUGGUACUAGGAGAUUUUUUAUUUAAUUAUUUAUGGUGGAACAUUAGUUAACAAGGCAUCUAAAAAUGGGAUGUUUGUUUUCUAAAAAAUCGAAAGGGAAAAACGAGAAAGAACAGGUUACUACAUCCAGUGCAGUUAAUGAUGAGGCACCAAAGCAGUACAGUUGGGACAAACGAGAGAAGGUUGAUCCAAAAGAUUAUACAUUUUCUGGACUGAAGGACCAAACAGUAGGUCGGCUUUCUGGGACUGUUGCUGGGCAGCAAUUUAUAAUUCAGGAUUGUGAGAAUUGUAAUAUCUACAUUUUUGACCAUUCUGCUACUGUUACAGUUGAUGACUGUACAAACUGCCGAAUCUUUCUGGGUCCUGUCAAGAGCAGCGUCUUUUUCCGAGGUUGUAAAGAUUGCAAGUGCAUGGUAGCAUGCCAACAGUUCCGAAGCCGAGAUUGCAAAAAGAUGGACAUAUUCUUGUGCUGCGCAACACAGCCAGUUGUUGAAUCCUCCACAGGCAUGAAGUUUGGAUGUUUCCAAUAUUAUUAUCCAGAACUAGCUUUCCAGUUUAAAGAUGCAUCUCUGAGUAUCUUUAAUAAUAAUUGGAGUAGUAUUCAUGACUUUACCCCUGUAUCGGGAGAAACCAACUGGAGUCUUUUACCAGAGGACAGCAAUAUACAGGACUUCAUUCCUCUUCCUGAUUCGGAAGAACUAAAAUCUGUUAGGAUUAAUACCGAUGUCAGCAGGAGUAUCAUUCCAAUAACACAUGGACAGAGACGGAAAACGAGUGAUGAAUCGUGUUUGGUUGUCUUCUUUGCUGGGGACUACACUACUGCCAAUGCCAGAAAGCUUAUUGAUGAGAUGACUGGCAAAGGCUUGGUGCUAGUGCAGACUAAAGAAGUCGCAAUGAAACCAGAAGAUGCCAACCGAGUGUUCCAGGAGAGAGCGGAUGAAUUUUCUCCCAUGCUUGAGGCAGGUCCUGUAGUUGCACUGGAAUUCAAUGGAGAAGGUGUUGUGGAGGCAUGCCAAGCAAUCAUAACCGAUGUUUUUAGUGGAACGAAGGUCUUCGUUUCUGAAAGCAAGGCAACAGCAUCUCGAGAUGUAGACAAUUUCUACAAUUUUGCAGACAUGCAAAUGGGAAUUUAAGCACUAGUGAGAACUCCUUUGAAGAUUUGUCCAUCUUUCCAAGCCGUUUUUGUGACCCUGGCUGCUGUUUAAUCAUAUCUUUGUACCUCACUAGUGUUGCAGGACUGUGCUUUUAUCAAUAAGUGAAUGUUAAAAAAAUGUUUUAAUGAUUUUAAGUGUUUUUCUAAUGGAACUUGUGGCACAUUAACCAAAGCAUCUCAAAGCAAGGCCUUAUUUCUAAAUGGGGAAUGUACUGCUUAAUACCAUGAAACAAGUACAUGAGCAGUACAGUUUUUAAAUUAAAUAUUUGUAAAAGUUUUAUUUUUUCAUUAAAUUAGUAUUAAUUUGUGUAUAUUUUAUCCACAUCUUAGCAUGUUCUGCUAAAAGUCGUAGAUUUGUAUAGUAUUUUGUAAUUGUGCUAAUUUUUAGAUGUUGAAAAUGUAAUAGGUGGACCAGAUUUUAUUGUAUUUUAUGCAUGUGUGAUUGAUAUACUAUCUUUAUUAUGCUGGCAACCAUUAAAUUGUGUAUUAAAUAGGCUUUUCUAAAAAGGCCAGUAUGUUUACAACAGAAAACUGUGCAAGGUAGUACAUGGAGUGACAUAGUGGUUUUUAAUAUGUCAGCAUUCAUCUUCUGUUAACGUGUUAUACUAAAGGUAAAACAGCAUGCUGGAAUCCCUUUUGCUUCUAUAAUGCAGUAUCUUUUGUGGUGUGGGCUAUCACAAUAAUGGCUUAGUUUGUACAGCAUGUCUUAACCGAUAGGAUAUUUACAAAUGAAAGCUUCAUUUGGUAUAGAAGCACCUUCUCGACUUCUGAAGCUGACUCCAUGUCCCACAUUUCCUUACACAGUCCUGUAAGACGGUAGGCAGCCCAUUUCAUUCUUCAUGUCUUUCCUCCUGCUCAGAGGUCACACUGUUCUUUACAUGGGCUGUUUCAGCACUUUGCCUCCAAAUUAGCAUUUCAUUUGCACCCUUUUUAUUUUUCAGCCCCAAAGAACAGUGUUUCCUCGACUGCUACUGCAGAAAAAUACAAAGGUUGUAAAGUUAUUUUAUUAUAUUUGUACUCUGUUUAUGGUAUUUUUAAGAAAAUGUAUGUGUUGCAAAAUGCUAUUGAUAGGACAGAAAUGAGCCUCCUUGAUGAUCCCUGUGGUUGUGGUCAUCCUCCUCACUGGUCCAGAUUUGGCAUAUUUUUGGAAGGUCCUGUGCAUGAGAUGUGCUCUUGUGAUGAUGUACACCAUACUGUACCAUGUCCGCUAUGUAUGCAUGCUCAUCACCUGUACCCCUAAUGAACCAUGUC